Messenger RNA from Acanthosepion pharaonis, 528 nucleotides. The record is from the annotation of a GenBank genome assembly. NCBI's taxonomy places the organism in Eukaryota, Metazoa, Mollusca, Cephalopoda, Sepiida, Sepiidae.
AUGAGUACCCUACAAAAAACAAAGAGGUUUUCUUCUUCUUUCUCUUUUACUUCUUCUUCUUCUUCUUCUUCUUCUUCUUCUUCUUCUUCUUCUUCCCUAUGUCGUCUCAGUUUAACCCUUCUUUUUCACCACUUCCUUUCCUUAGUAGCCCUUCUUUCCUCAUUAUGUGUUUCAACUCUCUCUCUCUCUCUCUCUCUCUCUCUCUCUCUCUCUCUCUCUCUCUCUCUCUCACACACACUUUCUGAUACCACAUCCUCAAAUUCUUCUUUCUCUUUUACUUCUUCUUCUUCUUCUUCUUCUUCUUCUUCUUCUUCUUCUUCAAUUUCUCAUCUUCUUUCUUUCUUUCUUUCGCUCGUUCUUGCAUCCUUCUUCUUCUUCUUCUUCAAUUUCUCAUCUUCUUUCUUUCUUUCUUUCGCUCGUUCUUGCAUCCUUCUUCUUAUUCUUCUUCUUAUUAUUCUUCUUCUUCUUCUUCUUCAUUCAGUUACAUCCUUUACUUUCCCUGCUGCCCAACACAUUUUUUCAAAGUAA